Messenger RNA from Misgurnus anguillicaudatus (oriental weatherfish), 2643 nucleotides. The record is from RefSeq and is a predicted model, not a curated record. Lineage: Eukaryota; Metazoa; Chordata; Actinopteri; Cypriniformes; Cobitidae.
UUGCUCAAUUUUCUACCGAUUUUCAAACGGUUUGGGUUUUUACAAACUUUAUUAACGUGGCUAUAAUUCUGGAUGCUUUAACAUGUUUCAUGAAGUUAUUUUUUAUUUGUAGUAUAGGUAUGCAGUGUCAUAGGUACAUCCUUGACGUUUAUAACAAACCAAACCGUUUGAAAAUCGGUAAAAAAUUAAGCAAGUUAUGGUCAUUUAAAAGUACCUGCAUCAUUAAAACUCAAUGCUACGAGUGAGCGAGCGCCCUGUCGUAAGAUGGCCGCCAAAAUGCGGACGUUGCACUCAAUUGGCCAGCAGCGCGGACGAGCCAUCUAGCCUUUAUAUACAUAUCUAUGAUAUAAACAACAAACGCGAUGUGCCGGGAGCUCUGUGUGAUAUCAACACAGUGUGCUGUCAGUUGAAAGAUGGAAGUCCCCAGACUGAAGAAACGACCUUGGCGCUUCUGUGAACAUUGCAACACUGAACUGUGUCAUACACCACAGAAAGCGCUAUUUCAAAAAUGGAGUUUGGGAGAAAAAAUCCAAAAGGACUACGUCAGGUCAGAUAACGUACAGAGCCUGCUGCUAUCCAGUCAUGAACCCGCUGUGAGUGAUGUCCUGUCAUGUGUAAAGACCCGGAGGAUAACUUUACUGGAGUUAGAGAGAUUGGUGAAAGUGAAAUGCAAUCCGAGGACCCAGGAAAAAAAAGUGAUUGAAGAAUUUGAAGAAAUGCACCCAGCGAAUUGCAGUUCAGACAACGACAAAACAGCAGAUGAUCAAAGCAUUCAUCUUUUCCUGGACGUCUCCUGUUGUGUGGAUGACUAUGUGGAUGAAGAGGGGGAAAUCCUUGCUGAGGAGCAGAGUGAAGCCUAUCCUCACAUACAAGAUGGGGAGGAGCAUGGAAGUGAUCAGUCCAGAAGUGAAAAAACAGAACACUUGUUGAUGAAACUUUUGGCCAUGAUGAAAUUGACUGGUAUCCUCCGUGACGACUUCUUACAGUAUGUGGUUUGUCCAAAAUGUAUGACAGUGUACAUGCUUACUGAAACCUAUGAGCGCAGACGGGAUGGUACAAAGGUUUGCAGGACUUGUGGUCACAUCCCGUUUUACAAUCACCCACAGCAGAGGUCUGCAUUAAGGAAGAAAUAUGGCUCUGCCUUGCUAAGAUAGGCUACAUAUUCGAGCGGUGAAGAGUAUGUCCAUCCAAUACGUUCUUACUGUUACAAGAGUGUUGUGCAGUCUCUGGGAGGACUUGUUAAAAGACUUGGAUUUGAAGAGAAAUUAGAUGAAAGGCGAAAGCGGGAACUGCCAAAGGGUGAGUUAGAUGUAAAUGAUGGACAAGUAUGGCAGGAUUACCAGUAUGUGAAUUAAAUAAACUGUAGUCAUGCCACUAUGCACAGUAUUUGAGCUGUGAUGUAAUUGCACAAGUUACCUUGCUUCAUUCCCAUCCAGACAGACAUUUUGUUGUUUGACAUGUUGUUUGAUGGUGUUUGCAUAGAAUGCACAAAUUGAGCCUGAUUAAAACUCUGUUAAAACAAUUAAAAUUGUUGAAAUAAAUAGUUUGGUGUAUCUUUUUUACCUAACAUUGGUUAUUGCUAAUUACAUACAGAGUAAUUAAUAUACACUGUAGCCUGGAGAAAUUGAAUCUACUUAAAGGGAUAGUUUAAAAAUUAUUAGGAAAAAAUAUUUUGUAAGUAUUGUGAUAAAUGGUGAAGAAAAGUUUGAUAAAUGAUUGUCAUUAAACUUAAAGUUGAUUUUGAAUUACUCUGUCCAACAUCUCCACUUAGUUAACUGAGUUGAAAAAAAUUAUAUUUUUAAUUAAUGUAUAAUUAUAAUUCUCUUAGUGUUAUAAAUGGUAUUAUAACACAAAACUCAUGACUUAGUCAGUCAUUAAAUAAACUUGAUUCUCCACUGAAACACAAUACAAUACAAUGUGUUGUUUAUGUCAAUAAACACUGAUCACCUGAACGGGGACUUUCAUUUACAAAAAUGGUAAUUUAUCAUUUUAAACUAAACAACAUGAAUAAUAUUAGAGCAUAAACCUCUAUGACAUUUUAACAAAUAUUUAAGUAGUUAAAGUUCUUAUUAGUUCUUAAUUCUGUAAAAAAGCUUAAAUAAUCGUAAUAUUUUGAGACAAAGGAUUAUGGGUGUUCCUUACAACAUUCACUUGAAUGUUUUAGUUUAAUUAAUUUUAUACACUUAAAAGUUAUAUGAACUAAGAUUUUUUAAGUAAAUGUCCACAACUCAAAAUAUUAAGUGAUGUUUACAUCAUGAAGACAAUGUGUUAACAGUGUAGCAUACUUUAAAAAUAAAUAAAUUCAAACUAAAAUUUAAGAGUCUGUAAUUUGGCUUUACUGAUACCAAAGAUUUUCUUAAAAUCAAAGUUUAAAACCUCUCAGAAUGUCACCUGAGUAAAACUCCCCCAGCUGCUACCCUGAUUUGCAUUUGUAUAGCUCACAGCAUGUUCAUUUACAUGUUAAAGCCUCCCCUAGAAUUAGGGGAAGGGGGGACAACUUCCAAGCAAGACCCACGUCAACUUCUGACAACUUACGGCAGUUUUCGGUGUUGGCUGCAAAUUGUCGUGCGCAGUCGUAAACUUGGAGUUUCACAGCAAUCUACAGUGCCACAUUCUGACGAAAAUUCCACUUUUCAUGCAGUG